This is a messenger RNA of Sphaeroforma arctica JP610, 4476 nucleotides long. RefSeq lists its product as hypothetical. The transcript is spliced from 7 exons. The coding region runs from base 194 to 2047 and encodes 617 amino acids. NCBI's taxonomy places the organism in Eukaryota, Ichthyosporea, Ichthyophonida. The record is from RefSeq and is a predicted model, not a curated record.
AGGCUGCCAUGGUAUUUAUGCUAAAUAAGUGUUCUUGUUCUUAGUUUGUAAUCAUCCAUAAUCAAUUAAUCAUCAACAAGAGGGCGAAAGCUUCUUAUGACAUCUCAAGGUCUUCGGUUGCUUCCAGUUUGAGUCUCCUGCACUUAGAACUACCCUAUAUAUACACACAUCAGGGCCCACAUCAAUUGCUACCAUGGUACCGUCAUUAACCAAGAACCCUGUCAGCUGGGCUGUCGAUAAUGUCUUGCUUAUGGGAAGGCCGGGGGACGCUCCGUUUAUCGUAGCUGGUGACAUCGAGGGCUUCUUCUGUCUCUUUAUGAAUACGCUUUUGGAUUUCACGCUGCUCAUAUCGCUAGGGCAGGCGAGCGGACUACACAAACAGUACAUACAAGAAAAGAUUAUACCUGGGGCUGGUUUGGCCUGUUUGCUGGGCAAUCUGUACUACUCGUGGGAGGCCAGGCGGAUCAUGCGCCAGGAGAAGCGACACGACGUCGCUGCUCAGCCCUUCGGUAUCGCCACUCCGUCCCUUAUAGGGUUCUAUACCCUAGUCCUCUCACCCGUUGCCAAGGAAACCGGCGACUCGGAAAUGGGGUACAAGACCUGCCUCAUCCUGUGCCUGGUAACCGGGAUCAUCUAUCUGUUUGGCUUCCUUAUAGGCCCUGUGAUGAUCAAGUGUUUGCCCCAAGCGGCUAACAUGGGUGCGCUGGCGACCGUGGGGCUGAGCAUUCUGGCGGUGCCAUACACGCUGGAGACGUUUGAGAAGCCUUUUCUAGCCAUCAUCCCGUUCCUGUUGUUCUUUCUCAUGGUUUGUGGGCAAGUCAAACUCCCCUUCCGCUUUCCGUACGGCAUGGUAGUGGUGCUAGUGGGUACCGGCCUGGGCUGGGUGCUCCGUUGGAGUGGCAGUUCAGAGUGGAAGGUGACGGGCGACUCCCUACCCUUCGAGUGGUACUAUCCCGAGUUCCACUACGAGUUUCUGUGGGAUGCCUAUCCGCACGCCCUCCGCUUGCUAACUAUAGCCAUCCCCUUAGCCCUGGUCAACGUGGUAAACAUUAUCCAGUGUAUAGCUGUGUCGUCGGACCAGGCUAACGACAAGUUCUGCUCGUGGCACUCGUUCAUAGUGAACGGGGUCAUCACAGCCAUCUGCGCCUUCCUGGGCAAUCCGGUCCCGACCGUGAUAUAUAUAGGACAGCCCACUUUCAAGAAUCUGGGUGCGAGAAGCGCGUACUCGAUUAUCAAUGGGGUGGUUCUGUAUGCGCUGUGUUCUCUGGGGGCGAUAGGGUAUAUCCUGGACUACAUGCCGCAGGAGAGCAUGACCCCGAUUCUGCUGUAUAUUGGCCUGGAUAUCACUGUUAGUGCUAUCACGCAUGUGCCCCGUAACCAUGGUAUUGCCGUGGCCGCUGCGUUGUUACCUGGACUCGCGAAGAUGUCUGGCAUCCAGUUUGAUAGUAUUAUGAAGGCUGUCAACGAGGUUCUCAACGAGCGUACCAAGACCCUCAACCCCGACGAAGCACACCUGCUGGGUUCAAUGGGUCACAUCUCCGACAUAGACGUCAGCACUCACUUCCACGAUUCAUUCUAUCUCAAGGGUAUCAACUCGCUCUCCCAAGGCUACCUGCUCACCAGUAUGAUGCUGGGUGCGCUGGUGGUGUCCUUUGUCGAGCGACGGUGGUUGCAGAGUUCGGCUUAUCUAGCCGUGCUGUCGCUGUGCUCGGGAUUGGGGUUGAUCCAUGCCUGGCGGUUCAAUGAGAAGACGGGUGCCACCGAGUCCUAUAUGAUUGGGGAACACGGAUGUUGGCUUGCGGCCAAGGAGUAUUGCAUUGUCUAUGGCAUCUGUUCGUUUGGAUGCUUUCUGCUGCAGCUGACCCAGAACGUCAGGUUCCGCGCGUCGUUUAGGAACGGUUUUGGUGCCGUGUGUGUCUUCGGCCGACAGCAUUACCGGAAAGGAGAUCGCGAUGAACUGUCUCUAUUACUGGCCGAUGAUACGUCAUUGUUCUACGAUGCAAUGUCACAGAACGGGAUCAACGGUCGCAUAACACCCACAGCGUAAGGUGCUGUUGUAGCGGGCAGAAUCCAGUCUGUAUACACACAUAUCUGCACACCCGUACCUAUACUAUACGUGACAGAUCAUGUGUAUAUACACACAUACAUGCACUACCUAUGCUGUAUUGAACAGAGCACGUAUACACACACACACACACACACACACACAUAUGUAUAUAUAUAUAUAUAUAUUUGUACGGGAGGUGGGAGUACAUGUGGUGGGUGGAGCGUAGGCUAAACAUCCGUAGGUAGAAUCUGUGGCAUUCUAUUUAUAGCCAGUGCACGGGUGUAUAUACUAGCGAGGAGAAUUCGCCGUGUGCGAUCGGAUUGUGCACUCUGAGGCCACUGUCGUGGUGGGCCAAGGUGUUUCUUAGGUAGAAUCUGUGGCAUUCUAUUUAUAGAAGGUACACGGUGUUGCGAGGUAGACGCGUUAGUGGGCUCAUUCUAAUUGGCUCUUGGGCGGGUGUAGUAUACGUUCUUCCAAAUAAUUCCACUGAACUGUCUCGGGGUCGAAGCGAAACUGAGCGGAGGUGAGCUGACUGAGAGAUGCACACAACUCCACAUACGUAUGAAAUUCAUAUCUAGGUGUAGUUGUGGGUGCACGUAUAUGCCUAUGCAUAUAUUCCGUGCCUCCCAUACACAGCUAUAGUGUAAGUGUAUAGUGCCUUGUUUCGAGGUUUAGUGGCAGAGAUGAGACGGGGAGACAGAACGGCAUAGUACGCAUCAGUAGCAUCACAGGGACGGCGAGAGUAUGGGGGCGUCCAGUUUUGUUUGUAUGUAUAGACGUUUCAUAUUGAAAGGCGGUACCAUUCAGGUGUGAGGUGCGGAGAUAUCCAAGCGAUGCACACAGGUGUACUUGUACGGACUACUACUAAAGGACUCGCCAUACGACGAGGUGGGUCGUGUAUAGAACAUAGUGCAUGUAUAUACAUGUAUUUGUAUGUGUAUACGUACAUACAGGUUGAUAUAUGUAGAUAUACGUACAUUCAGAUACGUAUAUAUACAUACUAUCAUUAUAUGUAUACGUACAUGCAACUCAAUAUAUGUAUACGUACAUGCAACUCAAUAUAUGUUUACAUACGUACAAUCAUAUACGUAUUCGCAUAUACAACUCAAUAUAUGUCGACAUACGUACAAUUAUAUACGUAUACAUACAACCUAAUAUAUGUAUAUAUACGUACACUCAUAUACGUAUACGUACAUACAUCCCAAUAUAUGUCUACAUACGUACAUACAUACACGUAUACAUAUACAGCCCAACAUAUGUUUACAUACAUACGUACAAUUGUAGACGUACACAGGCAUGCAGUCACAUGCCACAGUUUGACUAUCUGUCGAAUCUCGACUGAAUUGGCUGGAAGCCAAAGGAGGUCUGGUGGGUGUACAGGGCAGUCCACAACGACACGAUAGAGGAGGAGAGGUGGAAUCAGGAGAAGGCAACGGCAAGAGGAAGUGGCGGUAGGAAUAAGAGUUGGAAUGGAGCGAUCAGAGAUACUGGUCAACGCCCAACAGAUACAUACAUGGAGACGGCCGAUGCGAGAGGGCAGGUGACACUAUUUUGACACUUUGACACGAGGGAGAAGAGCACGGGACAACUGCCAGGUGUCUGUGCGAGAGGUUGAUUCGCCGUACUGUCACUGUGCAUGACUGGAUGACUGGAGUGUGUGCGUUGGAGGAGAGAGAGCGGUACAAUUACUGGAGGUACAAUUACUGGAGGUGCAGCGAGCGGUAUACUCUCUGGAGGUACCGCUGCAUGCAUAAGUCGGACUGUGUACAGAAUGAACGCCUCUAGUCCAACUGGCCUGUGUGUGCUGUUAAGGGGGAGAUUGUUCUAUUUCGGGUACAAGGUUACUACUGGUGCCCGAGACGUUAUCGGUUUGGCCUUUGUUGUUACCGUUGGGCUAUCAGGUGCAAGGUUACUACUGAUGCAUUAAACGUUAACGGUUAAGACGUUAGUUGUUACCGAUAGACUAUCAGGCGCAGUCACGAUGGUUCGGUGGGGAAGACUGACCAGGCGUGUGUGCAGGGGUGCUUCUAUUUGGCCGAAACUCUGUGGGGAAUACGUACACAGCUAAAGAUAUGUGUAUAUGAUGUAUAUAUGUAUAAAUGUACGUAUAUAUGGAUGUAUAUAUUUGCAUAUAUAUAUAUAUAUAUGAUAUAUAUGUAUAAGUGUAUGUAUAUAUGGAUGUAUAUACAUAAGUACAUGCUGUAGGUCCGAGAGGCGGAGAAUUGGUGAAGGGUUGGGACCUUAUUAAGUCCAUUGUAGCUGGUAGUUGCGAGCCAUGUCAAUGUAUUGGACUGAAUAUCUCUGCUGUCGGUACGGGCGAGUAGGAGGUAAUUCAGAGCUAGCCGGUAGAGGUGAAAGGGUAAUUUGAGUAUAAGUAAACGUAAAAAGAAAAAGACAAUAAAGAACAGUUUUAAAAUGAGAACAUUUAU